Messenger RNA from Armigeres subalbatus, 1551 nucleotides. RefSeq names its product microfibril-associated glycoprotein 4-like. The record is from RefSeq and is a predicted model, not a curated record. The transcript has 2 exons. The coding region runs from base 168 to 1250 and encodes 360 amino acids. Lineage: Eukaryota; Metazoa; Arthropoda; Insecta; Diptera; Culicidae.
AUACUGACAGUAGAUAACAAGAGGUUGACCACAAAACAGAAACCACAAAAAUAGUAUAAACUCUAUUAUCAGUAUGCAAUCGAGCUAAGUUUUGCAUAUAAAUGCAUCAGCUCUAAUUGACUGACAGUCAUUCUUCCUAAUACGUCUGAUAUCACCAUUGCUGCUCGAUGAUGAUUAGAGGGAAAUUUGUGUUCGUUCUAUAUGUGCUCCAAGUGUUCUGUUGUAAUGAAUCGCUACAAUCAUCGGAAGUGGCCAAUGAAACAGUAACCGCUGGUUGUGCAGUCACUAAAGAGGGCAGCUUCGGAUACGAAUUGCUUCUAACAAAACUAGAAGAUCUAGAGAGUAAGUUCUGGAACAUGUGGAUCGAAAUGAAGGAACAAAACGAACAGCUUAUGCGCAAUCACAGCCGUCUUGAGGAGACUCAUCAGGGUGUGAUAUGGAUGCUGACGAGAUUUGAGCAAGACGUGGGUCACAAUCUAUCGACCGUAAUGGGCCGUUCGUGGGAGAUUUUGCAGCAGCAGUUGAGUUGUUCCAAUCAUGAGAACUGGAAGCAAUCAAUGUUGUCUAUGGCUGCUGACAAAAGUUUGCUGAAUUGUUUGAAGCGGAUCCCCACUGUUCCAAAACCGUACAAGUCAUGCGCGGAAGCUCCAGCGGAGGUUUCCGGGAAGUACCUCAUCCAUCCAUCUGGCUUCGAUAAAUCGUUUGAAGCGUACUGUGAACAAGACUUUAAUGAAGGAGGAUGGCUUGUUAUUCAGUAUCGGUUUGAUGGAUCAGUCGACUUCAACCGAAACUGGACUGAGUAUAAGAAUGGAUUCGGGAGUCCCGAUGGAGAAAUGUGGAUCGGCUUGGAAACAUUGCACCGUUUGACGAAGGCAGGACGCUAUAAAUUGAUGGUGCAGUUGAGAGACUUUGAUGAUAAAUACUAUUAUGCACAGUAUGAUGAAUUCGGAAUUGGAAGCGAGAAUGAAAGUUAUGCAUUAAGGAAAUUGGGAACCUACAGUGGGUCUGCAGGGGAUUCGCUGGAUUAUCAUAGAAACAUGAAAUUUUCUACUCUGGACAGGGAUAAUGAUGCCCAUUCAAAAAGCUGUGCUCAGAAAUUCAAGGGUGCAUGGUGGUUCAACGACUGUUAUUACAGCAAUCUUAACGCAAUAUAUAAAGAUGGAACGGGUGAAACGUAUAUGAAUUGGUAUCAUAUUAAACAAUCACACAUUGGAUUGAAAUACUCUCGAAUGAUGAUACGUCAAAUGUGAUAAAUUUUGAAAAUAAAUCAAUUCUGGCAUGAUUUUUUUUUCAAUUGGUCGGCAUUCUGCCAAACCGGACCAAGCGGAUUUUGACUGACGUGUAAUAUCUUUUCCUGUUCGUAAAUUAAAAACGAAAACCAUUUCAGCGCAUCGCAUUGUUUCAAUCCAUUUAACAUUACGAUCGAAUCGGAUGACUCACCCUGACGCUCAAUUUGGAUCCAACCAGCGUCGCACGAUCCAGCCUAAUAGGCUUUGCCGGAAAGCCAUGUUCUAGCAUUAUAUGCCACAGUUCGUAUCGUUCCAGUGAGUC